CCGUUCCCAAACCCACAAACCAGAACAAACAGUGUAGAAACAAGCCUUACAUCAGUGAACCUCAACAUGAUAAGUUUUUUUAGCACCAUGUGAAUACUAUCAGAUUGUAAGGACCCUAUAGGAAAUAUUUAACUGAAGUCGAUCCUUACCGCGGAUAAAUGAUUCAUUUCUUUCAUCCAGAAGUCUGCUAAUGGAAGACAGUCUGAAAGAGCAUUGCACACGAGACACAGUAGUAAGAAAUAGACAAAAAUGCAAGCUAAACGAGAGCGGUAAGCGGCUUACCCAAACCAAACCAGUGCAACCCCAUUCUGGAGACAGUGAUACAUCCAAAACAAAUGACCCCACCAACAGACUGGCUUCAAAUGGGACAAAUAAAAGACAAGAAGGACGUCUCAGAUCUCCCUGCAGUCAUGUUUACAUUCUGGUCGUGGUGCUUGUGCUGUCUGUAUGUACACGCUUUUACAAGAUCGAUGAACCUGCACAUGUUUGUUGGGAUGAGACUCAUUUUGGGAAAAUGGGAAGCUAUUACAUCAAUCGCACAUUUUUCUUCGAUGUCCAUCCACCACUUGGAAAGAUGCUGAUUGGUCUUGUUGGAUACCUGACGGGCUAUGACGGCACCUUUCCUUUCAUAAAACCAGGGGACAAAUAUGAGCACCACAAUUACCUCGGAAUGAGAGGGUUUUGUGCAGCUCUCGGUUCGUGUCUGCCUCCUUUUGCCUUCCUUACCGUCCUGGAGUUGUCCAACUCCACGUCAGCUGCUCUUAUUGUGGCCUGUUUGCUUAUCUUUGACACUGGCUGCAUCACCAUUUCUCAGUACAUACUUCUGGAUCCCAUUUUGAUGUUUUUCAUCAUGGGCUCUGUUCUGUGCAUGGUCAGAUUCAACACACAGAGCUUCAGGCCUUUCAGCUUCUCUUGGUGGUUGUGGCUGCUUCUGACGGGGGUCUGUCUCUCUGGAUCUCUGGGGGUCAAGUUUGUGGGACUGUUUGUCAUUCUUCUGGUGGGAAUCAACACUGCUGCCGAUCUGUGGAUGUUACUUGGUGACCUCAGUUUGUCUUUGGUGGAGUUUGGGAAGCACUUCUUGGCUCGUGUUUUUGGCUUGAUAAUACUCCCGCUGUUUCUGUAUGCCACAAUAUUUGCUGUUCACUUUAUCGUCUUAAGCAAAAGUGGACCUGGAGAUGGUUUCUUCAGCUCUGCUUUCCAGUCACGCUUAAUUGGAAACAAUCUUCACAACGCCUCCAUGCCAGAGUAUCUGGCAUAUGGCUCUGUCAUAACAUUGAAGAAUAUGCGAAUAGCUGGAGGUUAUCUGCACUCUCACUGGCAUCUUUACCCAGAGGGAUUUGGAGCUCCCCAGCAGCAGGUUACAGGCUAUAUGCACAAAGAUUAUAACAACCUGUGGUCGGUAAAGAGGCCUGACACCUCUUAUGAUUACACAGGAACUCCAGUGCUUGUUCGACAUGGGGACAUCAUUACACUGGAACACAAAGAAACUACCAGGAAUCUUCACAGUCAUUCCCACAAAGCUCCACUGACCAAAAAACAUCAGCAGGUUACAGGUUAUGGUAUUAAUGGGACUGGAGAUCUUAAUGACUUGUGGCAGGUGGAGGUGGUUGGAGGUAAGAAGGGAGAUCCGGUAAAGGUCCUGCGUAGCAAAGUGCGUUUUCUCCAUCACUCCACUGGCUGUGUGCUCUGCUCCUCUGGAAAGACUCUCCCCAAAUGGGCGUUUGAGCAACUUGAGGUCACAUGUAGUCCUUAUGUCAAAGUGACUCCCAACUCGCAGUGGACCAUCGAGGAUCACAUCAACCCUAAAUUGCCCAACAUCAGUCUGUCAGUACUUAAACCCACUUUCCUGGAGAUUUUGUGGGAGUCUCAUAUUGUAAUGAUCAGGGGAAACAGUGGGUUAAAACCCAAAGACAAUGAGAUGAAUUCAAAGCCGUGGCACUGGCCCAUCAACUUUCAGGGUUUGAGGUUUUCGGGAGUGAAUGAAACGGAAUACCGCGUUUAUCUCCUGGGAAACCCAAUAAUCUGGUGGCUUAACCUAUUCAGUCUGGGUUUAUUUGUUGUCAUGGUAACAGUGACCUCAGUGGCAGUACAGAGAGGAAUGAACCUGCAGGAAAAUCGGAAAGCGCAUUAUCGCAUUCUAAAGGAGGGUGGUGGUAUGCUGUUUCUGGGUUGGAUAUUACACUACCUCCCCUUUUACAUCAUGGGUCGAAUACUUUACUAUCACCAUUACUUUCCUGCAAUGCUUUUCAGCAGUAUGCUUACAGGUAUUACACUGGACAUUUUUCUGAAGAAUUUUGACAUUAUCUUUAGUCCAUCAAUAGCCAAAUAUAUUUUGAGGGGAGGUCAAUCGGUACUCAUUUUAGGGGUCAUCUACAGCUUUUACCUCUUCCACCCUCUCUCCUAUGGUAUGACGGGACUGCUGGCACAUGACCCCGCCUCCUCAAUGGCAGGUCUCAGGUGGCUGGAAUCCUGGGAUUUUUAGACCAUUUCAAAGUGCUUUGGGCCUGAUAAAGCACUAGUUCAGUUAUAACCCGUUUCUGUUGCUACACAUAACUGACUGACAUGUGGAGACAGACACGUUUCUUGCACAAAGAAUUUUAUUUUCUUAAGAAUUUAGAUUCUAUCAGUGUUUCUCUUUGUAGUGAUGGUUUACUUUCAUUACACAGACCUUAUUUUUAAAGCGUGAUGUUUGAUGAACCUAUUUUAUAAAUGUAUGUUCUCAGUGCUCAUUUGAUCUUGUUGUCAGUGUUGAAUGAAAAUAUUUACUUUCAUGUUAGGAAAGUUAUUGUUUUCUCUAGUAUUUACUAGUACAGUACAGUUGGAUUCAAGAUUUCACUGCUGUAGGUGGAUUGAAAUAAACUCAAAAAGCAAUAAAGUGCCUACUAGUUUUCAGA
Molecule: messenger RNA, 2894 nt
Organism: Misgurnus anguillicaudatus (oriental weatherfish)
Lineage: Eukaryota; Metazoa; Chordata; Actinopteri; Cypriniformes; Cobitidae
Gene: pomt2
Product: protein-O-mannosyltransferase 2
Biological process (GO): protein O-linked glycosylation via mannose
Cellular component (GO): membrane; endoplasmic reticulum
Molecular function (GO): dolichyl-phosphate-mannose-protein mannosyltransferase activity
Source: RefSeq, a predicted model, not a curated record